Camellia sinensis is the source of this 1625-nucleotide messenger RNA. RefSeq names its product transcription factor HHO6. Gene Ontology annotation, molecular function: DNA binding; DNA-binding transcription factor activity. NCBI's taxonomy places the organism in Eukaryota, Viridiplantae, Streptophyta, Magnoliopsida, Ericales, Theaceae. The record is from RefSeq and is a predicted model, not a curated record. Gene Ontology annotation, biological process: regulation of DNA-templated transcription.
AUCUCUCUCUCUCUCCCCUUACAAAGAACCCCUUUUCUCUCUCUAUAGAUUCCGGUUUCUCUCUCUCUCCGUAUAUAUAUAUGUAUACAUCUUUCUUUCUCAGAGUCUCUUGCUAUUGAUAAUAAUCAAAGUAAGAUCUGAGAGAGAGGUAAAGGGUACGAUCGAAGAUGGGUUCAAUUCCUCCGGAACUCAAAUCAAAUCAUAUUCCCAAAACAAUCAGCUCCUUUCUCGAAGAACUGACAACGAUCGGUAGCAUUUCAGAUAGAUUGUUGAGGCUUGACGAUUUUGUGAAGAGAUUAGAAGAAGAAAUGACGAAGAUCGACGCCUUCAAACGCGAGCUUCCUCUUUGCAUGCUUCUUCUCAAUGAUGCGAUUGUAACUUUGAAGGCGGAAUCAAUGCAGUUUAGGACAAGAAAUAUUGAACCAGUACUUGAAGAAUUCAUACCAUUGAAGAACAAUUGUGAUGAUCAAGAUGAAAAAAUGGAACCGAAGAAGGAAAAGGACAGCAGAGAUAAGAUGAAUUGGAUGAGCUCUGUGCAGCUCUGGAGCACCGAUGAUAAUAACAGAAAUAUGGAUUCAAACUAUGAUUUGAAACAGAAUUCAAAGGAAGCUGAGAAAAAGUGUUGUGAUGGUAAAAACAGCACUGGGUUGAGGUCAUUUAUGCCAUUUAAGGGUUGCUCUUUUUUUCCGGCAAUGGAGACGAGGAAGGAGGAGGAGGCUGAAUCACCGGCCGCUGGGCUUUCCCUUCUGAUGCCUGGAAUUAAGAAUCCAAGAGAAGAAGUUGGUUCUAUUGGUUUGAAUUGUAGAACAAGUUGUAGCAGAAAAGUUUCCACUUCUGCCCCUAACGGUCAAUCAAAUUUACGCGGUGGACCACAGCCGCCGCACCAGCAGACUGGCCGGAAACAGAGACGAUGCUGGUCGCCGGACUUGCAUCGGAGGUUUGUCGGUGCCUUGCAACAACUUGGGGGUUCACAAGUGGCCACUCCUAAGCAGAUUAGAGAACUCAUGCAGGUCGAUGGACUCACCAACGAUGAAGUGAAGAGUCAUUUGCAAAAAUACCGACUUCAUACAAGGCGAUUUCCGGGUACAACAACCAGUCCUGCAAAUCAAUCUCCGGUCAUUUUGGGAGAUUUAUGGACGUCCCAAGAUCAGUAUGACGAAUCAUCAAAGCAAAGUAGUUCACAAUCUGAAUCUCCUCAAGGUCCUCUUCAGUUAGGUGGGACAAGUGGAGGGACUUCCACUACAGGCGGGGAUAGCAUGGAGGAAGAAGGUGAUGAGCGAUCAGAGAACUAUAGCUGGAGAAGUCGAGUUCACAAAUCUGCUAAAGAAGAUGGAUAGAUCAUGAAAUUUUGCAGAUAAUAAUGAAAAUAAUACAGCAUACAUAAAGAAGGAGAGGCAAUAGAGAGGCUGUGAAAUUUUGCAGGAUUAGUUUCCCUAUCCUUCUGUUGUUUAUUUGUUUUGGGAUAAAGAACAUGGAGAGGAGCGUUCCAUAUGUUUCGGCAGAAAAUGUUUUUCAUAUAGUGUAAUGUUUGAUAUGAUAGAAAGAAAGUUAACGAAAAACAUUUUCUAUGAUUAACGGAAAAUAACCAAUUUAACUGAGCUAUAGCAACCUUAUGUUGUUAUAAA